Aspergillus calidoustus is the source of this 3258-nucleotide messenger RNA. The record is from the annotation of a GenBank genome assembly. NCBI's taxonomy places the organism in Eukaryota, Fungi, Ascomycota, Eurotiomycetes, Eurotiales, Aspergillaceae.
AUGGCCAUCUCCAUUGCAGACAGCUCUUGUAGCUCGCCCAGGUCAUCUCUGGGCUUUCUGUUGGACCCGGAAAAGCUCGAUCCGCCGCGUCCGAAGCAGAGCAUGUGGCAUCGCCUGGGCCUUCGGCGAUGGCUUGGCCGCGAUGACCGAGAUUUUUCCUCCUCUCGCUCGCCCGCGAGCAGCGAUACCUCCACCGCGUCGAACGACCGUUCCAAGCGUACCAAUUCUCCACCUCCUAAAUCCCACGAUAACCUCACGCGUCGGCUCUCGAGAAGGGUAGGCGUCGGGCUUCCCCGAUCCACCACCUUCAAGAGACAGCAGUCCGAGCAUCGAGAUCAGCUCGCACCCAUCAACACAGAACCUCGGCGUGCUGUAUCGGCCGACCGUCGAACGUUAAGCCUCCAGCGGACCAAGUCCCCACAGUCCGUCGUGGAUCCCAGAUUAUCCGCUCCGGAGGUUAACUGGCGCGAAGACCCGGAUCCAGACCAAACCAAGGUUGACGAACCCCCGGAGACGAAUGAGGAGAUCACCCAGGACAACGACGUCCGGUCGGAAUGGGACCACUACCCCGAGAUAACGGAUACUCCCGCGGAGUAUCCUGUUGAUUUCAUAGAAAUGGAGUUGGAGAAGCGAUGGAUUCUCAAUCUGAGCAUGCACUUUCGGGACCGCUCUGAGAGGGAAAAAUUUUUCGUCACCUACGCCGAAGCGCCUAACCGAUGGCGCCGCGUCACCAUUUCCUGCGAUUAUCGCGACGCCGAACCAGAUUCCCUCGAGCAGGACCUGAAGGAAUUACGGUAUCAGCGAGAUAAGUGCGCCCGGGUCUACGAGUCGAUCCGCGAGUCGCUUCUCGACAUCCAGUUUUACGAUACGGUCACCAACCUGAAGCUGGAAACCCGCGAUGGCCGCCUACAUGUCCAUGUCACCGAAGACGUCAACGAAAUCAUCCCUUACCCUCCUAUCUCGUCUAUCGGGCAUUUACCCGACGCCAGGCUCGUACCUGAACGCCGGCUACAUUUUGAGGCACAUUUGUCAGGCUUCGUCUACAACGUGCGGUUGGACGGUAGGUCAUUUAUUAAAAAGGAGAUCCCAGGUCCAGAUACUGUCGACGAGUUCCUAUACGAGAUCAACGCGCUUCAUGCACUCCAGGGCACACCAAAUGUGAUACAGGUAGAAGGCAUCGUGGUCGACGACCGACAAGAAGUCGUCAAGGGACUUCUGAUCAGCUUCGCUGAGAAGGGAGCUAUGGUGGAUAUUUUAUACGAAAACCGUGGGUUGCUUGCCUGGGAGCGUCGCGAGCGCUGGGCUCGACAGAUUGUACAUGGUCUAUGCGAAAUCCAUGAAGCUGGCUAUGUCCAAGGCGACUUUACUUUAUCCAACAUCGUGGUAGACGCCAAUGAUGACGCAAAGAUUAUCGAUAUCAACAGAAGAGGCUGCCCGGUGGGAUGGGAGCCUCCGGAGAUCGCGGACAAGAUCGAGAGCAACCAACGAAUAUCAAUGUACAUUGGCGUCAAGACAGACUUGUUUCAGCUGGGUAUGACGCUUUGGGCGUUGGCGAUGGAGGAGGACGAGCCCGAGCGGCAGCGUCGACCGUUUGUGCUGGACGAGGACCUCCCCAUUCCAGAGUAUUAUCGAAGGAUAGUCUCUUUCUGUCUCAGCCCGAUUCCUCGAAACCGGCUGUCAGCUAAAGAGUUGUUGAACUUCUUUCCUCUCGAGAUUGACCAUGCGCCAAGGAUGAGCACCGGGGUGGGACUACAUAAUGGGGCGCUCCCGCUAUAUGACUCCCGUGCGGCCUUCAUGUACCCGCGUGGAAGACAGAUGGGUGGCUUUGGUCAUAGCAAUAAUCACGUACCGCAACAGUUACCCCACGAUGAUAGCUUUGGAAGCAUUUCGUCGCCAGAAACGAUAGAUUCGGAUGGUGUCUUCUUUGACAGAGAGGAACAGGUACGGCACAUGGAGAUGAACGAUACAGUACCUACGCAAGUGAAUGGAAUACAAAAGGGUGACUCAAUGAUAUUUGACGAGCGAAGAUCCGUGGACGACGUGAUACCCGUGAGAGUCGAAGCCCCUACACAUCCCGAAGACGGCCGAGCAUUGAACACCAGCGAACCGCUACACUACGAGGAUGAGAUAAACGUGGAUGGUCGCGAUCAUCGUUAUCGGAAUUCCUUCACCGAACCUGUUGACGAAACUCCAAUCGAUAUCCAAGCGCAGGCCGAUGAAUUUUCCGUCCCUGGCCUCUGGGAGCCUGUUCAGGAUCAGUCCUUGGAAUUGUCUGACACGCAGGCCCCGGUCAAUGAAUACCCGGUAGAUUCGGCCAUCAAAGUUUGGCCUGUCUCAGAGCCAUCACGAUCAGUAACGUCACUUCAGCAGUCUUCCCUCCCGAUCAAUCCGGCGGCCGAGCCUUCAAUGCAGGAAAUAUACACUAGGGAUGAUAUGUCAAACCCCGACGUGGACCCUGAAUACCGCCACGAAACAAACUACCGUCAAGGCUUUUACCUGAGCGAGUCUAACUUACCCAUCAACCCAGCCAUCAAAUCUCCGGAAGAUCCAUUGCCACCUCUGGAUGUCCAAUCGGCCCCUGUCUAUCUUCUCGACGACAUUCAGGAUUCGACCCUUAACCUGCAUGAGUCUAAACUCCCCAUAAAUCCAGCCGCCGACUUGCCAGAAACCGACGUGCCAACUGACGAGCCAGCACAUUCACAAGCGGAAGACCUGUCUCCCCUGCCUGCUGAGACAACUCUGUCGUAUUCUCCACGAGUCACACAAGACCAGAGCGCUAACCUGAUCGAUUCUCAACUUCCCAUCAACCCAGCAACGAAGUCCUCGCAAGAUGACACUAUCAAAUCCGAACCGAACGCUGUAGCCGCUCUUGAUACCCAGCCAUCUACGAUUAGUCCUGGCAUCCAGGAUGAGGACCAGGCCGCCGCUCUUAUUGAUUCUCAGCUACCCAUCAAUCCCGCAAGUCAAUACCCGGAAGAAAUACCCCCGGUAGAGACGGCAUCCCCUAUCACCCAGCCUGCUGUGUCUCUGCAGGAAUCGGUCCAUGCCGAUGAACAAAAUUCCCUUCUGAUUGACUCUAGCCUGCCAAUCAACCCAGCGGUCAGGCUUUUGGACGAAGCUCUCGACCAUCAAACCAAUUACUUUCGCGCUACCCCUAUACUCGAACCUACCAUUGACCAAGACGACAUCCAGAACCAAGACCGAACCUCAAUUUUGAGCAAUUCCCACCUACCAAUCAACCCGGCUGUCAGGCACUAA